GAUGGCGUGUCAAGUGGAGAUGAGAGUGAGAAUAAUUGGAUUACAGUGGAAAAUGCAAAAGGAAAUAAGAGAAGUAAACUGCUAGUGGACUCUAGACUCCAAGCGUAGUUAUGACAAUUUUUAGGUCGGAGUAAAGGUUUUGGAUCGAUGUUGUCCGAUUGAAGUCUAUAGAAAUUGUGGUUUGAGGUGGCGUCGAUGAGAGUAACGAGAGGUGUGCACUUUUUGUUGUGUGUAUCUUUGGAACAGAAGGAGCGUGCUCUGCGCCUCAAGAAGAUAUCGGAUUGGAAUGUGACGUGUGUGGCUCUUCGAAGCAGAGCGCAUAUCCAGGGUGUUUUCUCUGGGGUGGCACUAGAAGUGAAAUCAAAGGAUAUAUGUGAAGAAUUGGAUCAAGUUGUUGGUGCACACCGACUAACCCGCGAAGUAGAUGGCGCGAAGAAGCCCACUCCAUCCAUUCUAUAGUUUAAAAAAAACGAAGUCUCUUCUCCCUUCACCUGUGUAUUUUGAUUUUAUGAGAUACCCUGUGAGAGCCUUCAUGCCCAAACCCACAGUGUGAUAAAUGCAAAAUAUUUGGUCACGUGUAUGUAGAUGGGCAGGGUAUCGUAUGCCAGCUGAACCACUUUUUUUUAAUUUUACCUUUAUUUAAUUAACUAGGCAAGUCAGCUAAGAACAAAUUCUUAUUUACAAUGACGGCCUACCCCGGCCAAACCCUAACACGCUGGGCCAAUUGUGCGCCACACUAUGGGACUCCCAAUUACGGCCAGUUGGGAUACAGCCUGGAAUCAAACCAGGGACUGUAGUGACGACUCUAGCACUGCGAUGCAUUGCCUUAGACCACUGCGCGACUCGGGAGGCUUCUGCUGUAAUUGCGUUGGUGAACAUGCACCCGAAUUUCUGAAGUGUCCUGUUAGGGCGAAGGAGACGGAGGCGGUAAGAAUAUGGACUGUCCAGCAUGUCCUAUCCGGCGGCGGUGAGAAGAGUGGAAGAAAGGAGUGAAGUUUAAGAAAUAAUGUUAAUAGGAGUAGAGACACCAGAUACUAUUAAUUGUCAGAGGGAUCCUGACAUGUUGCAUGUUAAGAAGGUGGACUUUAGCGUUAAUUGCAUUGGUUAUCAUCUGCACAGGGCAAACAAGAGGACAUCUAAGAGAAUAGGUAUUGUGAGUGCGGCUGAGUAUUUUGUUGGGACUGUGGUAUUUUUAUUUUUUUACAGCAGAGGCAUUACAAGGAAUGCUGUCGAUGAAUGCUCCAUCUUCACAUGCACCUAAGCCUGUUUAUGGAUGGGAUUUUAACUGUGACUGGAGGAGUGAGAUGUUUUUUAUUUUGUAUAACCUCGUGUUCCCACCCCAUCCCGCAAUGAAAUAUAUUUUGUUUCAAUACCCGGUGCAGUAGAUGGCGGCAAUAGACAUACACCAAUCGGUGUAUUCUGCCAAACAACCUUAAAAAGAAAAAGAAGAAGAAUAUGACAGCGCAGCGGUUGUUAUGGAGAAGCAUUUCCCCUGAAGGCUGGAGAAACAUUGGAGAGUUGGCGUUGGGGACAGAAAGCAGCUGAUCGGUUUCAGACGGGCUGAGAGCACGAGCUCGCGCUUCUGUCAGACUGAAUAAACUCCAUAGGUGUCAGGGGAGGGAGGUAGAAUGUUAUGUAUUCUCAGCAGCACAAUGGACCCUUGAGACGCCUUGAUGCCGGACUCUUCCUGAUUUCUGAAGCACCACCUGCACUGGCCUAUUACAGGACUAGAAGACUGACAAGUGAUCCAAUCCCAUGCAGCCCCCACCUCUGACCAACCUCUGCCUUUCCAUUCUCUCGUACUAUUGCACUCUGAAUUAAGGUUCUCUGCAGUAUAAGUCCAAAUGUCUUUAUUUUGUAUUUAUUUUUUACCUCAUUGAUAUAUAUAUAUUUUUUUACAGGGACCUCACGAUACAAUACUUAGGCGCCGAUAUGUAUUGUGUUUCUCAUGAUAGUUAUUGUGAUUUGAUACUGUGAUUUUAUUGCGAUUUUGAUGUUCCAAACAUAUUGCUCACCACAUGUCAGCUGCAGAGAGUCAAGAGAAAGCAUGAGAAAAUUAGUUUUGAUCUUUCAUGGAAAUAAGUGGUGAAAACAUGUUGGCUCACUAUUUAAGAAGAAGAUGGAGAACAAGCUAUAGGAUGACUAGUGCUACCUAAUGCUUCCUAGCAAGAAAAAUACAUUACAAAUCGAAAGUAGCGAUUUAUAAUGGAACUAUAUCGAUUUAUCAUUAUAUUUUUUUAGCAGUGAUAUGGAUUUAAGGACUGAAAUAUGGUUCAAAGUUGUUUUUUUCCACUUUCUACUGCUAAAAUCCAGGAUCAGAUCAGAUCAGUGAAACAGGACAGGGGAGGGGGUGGGGGGAGGGCUUUGGCGUGGCAUGGCAGAGCACGGCGAGCUGCUCGGUGAGAUGGCCACGAUUGGGCGUCUGAGCGCCACAGAGCGCUUGAAGCAUGCCCAGAAGCGGCGUGCCCAGCAGCUAAAGGGCUGGGCCCAGAUGGACAAGGACAUGGCCCGCGGCGAGGGCAAGGCCGGCCAGAAAAGCAACAAGAAGGGGCGCACGCGCAGGGUGGUCUUCCCCAACAACAUCACUCUGCUGGAGGCUGCAGCCCGCAAUGACCUGGAGGAGGUGAGGGAGCUGCUGAACGGUGGAGUCAGUCCAGAUCUGUACAACGAGGACGGACUCACUGCCCUUCACCAGUGCUGCAUUGAUGACUUUGUGGAGCUGGUACAGUGUCUGUUGGACGCCGGGGCCAGUGUGAACGCCUGUGACAGUGAGCUGUGGACGCCGCUUCACGCUGCUGCCACCUGUGGACACACAGACCUGGUGCGGCUUCUCGUGCAGUCUGGAGCAGAGCUGCUGGCUGUCAACGCUGAUGGCAACAUGCCCUAUGACCUUUGUGAGGACGAGGCCACUCUGGAGCUGCUAGAGAUGGUCAUGGCAGAGCAGGGUAUAACCCAGGACCGUAUAAACCGGUGUCGUGGGGCUAAGGAGAUGAAUAUGCUCACAGAUCUUCGAGUGCUAGUCCAGAAUGGAGCGGACCUGAACGCUCAGGAUGACAACGGGGCCACGCUGCUGCACAUAGCGGCGGCUAAUGGCUAUUUGUCGGUGGGGGAGCUGCUACUGGAGCACCGGGCCAAGGUGGAGCAGAAGGACACGGAUGGCUGGACACCACUCCACGCCGCCUCCUGCUGGGGACAGAUCCUGAUGGUGGAGCAGCUGGUGGCUCAUGGGGCCAGUCUCAACACCAAGUCUGUCCUGGAAGAGACGCCGCUGGAUGUGUGUGCUGACGAGGAGGUGAGAGUCAAGCUGAUGGAGCUGAAGCACAAACACGACGCAAUCAUGAAGAGUCAUGACCGACACAAGGGCACCUUGCAGAGACGAGCCUCCAGCACUGGCAGCAGAGGUAAGGUGGUGCGGCGUGUGAGCGUCAACGAGCGUUCCAGCCUGUACCGGCGGGAGCACCACAAGGAGGCCAUGGUGUGGCAGGAGAGAGGCCGGCAGGCCGAACCGCAGGACGACGACGACGAGGACAGACAGACGGACAACGAGCUCCACCAGCACGUUGCCAUGGCUGCAGGUACCAUGUCGAGGCUGGAGAAUGAGGAGGGAGCGGAGAGGAAGUCUAGUCUGGGGAACGGUGGGACGCCCCUUGCCCUCUCGGCGUCUGUCCCAGGGGAGAAGUGGAGUGGAGGCCGGAUGGACCGCAGUGCCUCCUACCAGCUGAGCCCUGCCUCAGGGUCUGGGGAGGAAAGGGACAACAUGACCCUGGAGAAAUCCCACCAGACUCUAGCGGACCUGAAACGCCAGCGGGCCGCGGCCAAGCUCAACAAGUACCCCGCCCCACCUCUACUCCCUCCCUCAGAGGAGGAACCUCCCUCUCCCACCCCUCUGCAGGAGGUGACCCCCUCCCGAGCUGUCCAGGAGACCCCCAGCACAGAGGUGGCCUUUCCCAGCUCUGUGUACUUCACUCCAGCCAGCGGGGACCCGCCCCUGCUCAAACUACGAGCCCCAGAGGAGGACACGUCCAACAACACCAAGGAGCCCUGCUGUGGAAUCAUGUAGAGACAUACGAACACUCCCAAGCCACAAUGUAGAGACACACAAACACUCCCAAGCACCCACUGCCUGACUGGAAAUGAGGGGAUGUGUAACACUCCUAUGUGGCAAACCGAUUUCAAGUCAAAACACUACGGUGACCACCAGAUAUACUUUUAAGGAUUCAUUGCAGUUUGAUUCGUUUGAAGCAUAUUAUUUGGUUCCGUCAAUGAUAUGCCGUUGAAUGUUUGGUCUUAACUCCAUUUUAGUAAAUGUAGUAGUACAUUUUAUCUUCUUGCACAGAUUUAUUUUAAACUCUCCUUCUUGAAAAAUGUCAAACAUUUAAUAUAUGAGCACUUAACAUAAUGUUCCUCAUUGCUCCUCUGAGGGUGUGGCCAGAUCCAUAUAUUUCCAUAUGGAUAUUUCUCUGAGUCUAUUUGGAUCUCAGGAGACCUUAUAUGGCCACCUGGUGGCUUUUUAGGCUGUGUGGAGACCUACAGAUACCAGUAUUACUCUUGCAAUAGCACUGAGUACUUUCCUCUUAAGUCCCUUUUUUCAUGUGUGUUUGGGGCAGUUCAAUAAGAGUUCUCACACUAGGAUGUAUCAAGCACAUACUGUAUGAAUUGUUCAUCUGACUUCAGUGAAUAAGAUGUGCUUAUUCAAAGCAGAAAGGGGCAAGAGCAGAAUGAACCAAACCUGAUUAUUAUGCUUUUUUUCAAGUUGAUAAUCGGACCAAUGAAUGAUCUUUCCUACUUAUGAUUGACUGAACAUGAUUUUAGAUGUGCACUGUAACUUGAUGUGUACUAUUGAUUGAAGGGAAGCACAGAUUAUGAUCGAGAGUGAGGCGAUUUCCUAAAGUGAUUGAUACAAAAGGGUACAUGAUAGCAUUUAUUGAUCUUACAGUGCAUCCUGGAAGUAUUCAGACCACUUGACUUUUUCCACAUUUUGUUUCAUUAUGGUCUUAUUCUAGUUUUUUCUCCCCUCAAUCUACAGACAAUACCCCAUAAUGACAAAGCAAAUUUAUUACAAAUAAAAAAAACUGAAAUAUCACUUUUACACAAGUAUUCAGACCCUUUACGCAGUACUUUUUUGAAGAACCUCUGGCAGGGAUCACAGCUUUGAGUCUUGGGUAUGACGCUACAAUGUCAUGCUUCAACAUAGGGAUGGUAUUGGCCAGGUGAUGAGUGGUGCCUGGUUUCCUCCAGACGUGACGCUUGGCAUUCAGGCCAAAGAGUUCAGUCUUGGUUUCAUCAGACCAGAAAAUAAAUAUUUUUUCUCAUUGUCUGAGUCUUUAGGUGCCUUUUGGCAAACUCCAAGCGGCCUGUCAUGUGCCUUUUACUAAGGAUUGGCUUCCGUCUGGCCACUCUACCAUAAAGGCCAGAUUGGCGGAGUGCUGCAGAGCUGGUUGUCCUUCUGGAAUGUUCUCCCAUCUCCAUAGAGGAACUCUGGAGCUCUGUCAGUGACCAUCAGGUUCUUGGUCACCUCUUUGACCAAGGCCCUUCUCCCCUUGAUUGCUCAGUUUGGCAGGGCGGCCAGCACUAGGAAGAGUGGUGGUGGUUCCAAACUUUUUCCAUUUAAGAGUGAUUGAGGCCACUGUGUUCUUGGGGACCUUCAACGCUGUGGAAAUGUUUUUGUACCCUUCCCAGAUUUGUGCCUUGACACAAUCAUGUCUACUGACAAUUCAUUCGACUUCAUGGCUUGAUUUUUGCUCUGACAUGCACUGUCAACUGUGGGACCUUAGACAGGUGUGUGUGCUUUUCCAAGUCAUGUCCAAUUAAUUGAAUUUACCACGGGUGGACUCCAAUCAAUAUGUAGAAAAAUCUCAAGAAUGAUCAAUGGAAACAGGAUGCACCUGAGCUCAAUUUGUAGUCUCAUAGUAAAGGGUCUGAAUACUAAUGUAAAUAAGGUGUUUUUAUUUUUCAAAAAAACUGAUUUCACUUUGUCAUUAUGGGGUAUUGUGUGUAGAUUGAUGAGGGAAAAUGUUUAUAUAAGGCUGUAAUAAAAAGUGAAGGGGUCUGAAUUCUUUCAGAAUAUACUGUAUUUGUUUUCCAGACACUCCAGUCUCUGUCUGACAGGGUACAUAAGUGGGAUUGUUUUUAAGUUUAUUUUUCUCAUUGGUUUGAAUUUGCAUCACAUUUAAGUGGAGACAAGUGCUAUUGCCCUACCUUUCUCCUGAUCAGCAUUCAUCACUGUUCUUAAAAUGAUUAAUGAACAAAAAAAUAAUCUACUGUUCCAGUGCACUAAGAAAAUUAUACAUUUUUUUUCUAAAUGAUUGUAAGAGAUUAUUAUAUUUAAAUGAAGGUGUUUUUGUCAUGAUGUUCAAUGUUCCUCCUCAGGAUGACAACUUUCUCUAGGCAUUUCUAUUUGAGCACUUUCUAUACUCUGAAUAGUGAUGUAUGUCGUGCUCAGUGGCUCCAGUAGGUUGUCUUUAACCAUUCCUUCACAACAAACCUUUCCUUCCUAGAAACCAGGAUCUACCUUGUCUAAAUGAAAUGAAGGGGUCAUCAAAACACCUGACAGAAAUGUAUAGAAAACGAUCUUGUUUAACCUCGUCAGUGUGAUGGUUUAUCAACAGUAAGUGCCUUCUGUAGCACAGGAGGUUGGUGGCACCUUAAUUGGGAGGCACAGGCUCGGGGUAAUGGCUGGAGUGGAAUAGGUGGAAUGGUAUCAAAUACAUGGUUUCCAUGUUUUGAUGGUAUUCCAUUCGCUCCAUUCCAGCCAUUAUUAUGAGCCGUUCUCACCUCAGCAGCCUCCACUGUUCUGUAGGGUUGGCAAAGUGAAAAAUAUAGUGAACAAAAAUAUAAAUGCAACAUGUGAAGUGUUGGUUUCAUGAGCUGAAAUAAAAGAUUCCAGAAAUGUUC
This is a messenger RNA of Salvelinus fontinalis (brook trout), 6894 nucleotides long. RefSeq names its product protein phosphatase 1 regulatory subunit 16A-like. Gene Ontology annotation, molecular function: enzyme inhibitor activity; protein binding; phosphatase regulator activity. The record is from RefSeq and is a predicted model, not a curated record. Gene Ontology annotation, cellular component: cytoplasm. Lineage: Eukaryota; Metazoa; Chordata; Actinopteri; Salmoniformes; Salmonidae. The transcript has 11 exons. Bases 2375 to 4060 code for a protein of 561 amino acids.